Messenger RNA from Ustilago hordei, 507 nucleotides. RefSeq lists its product as uncharacterized. Bases 1 to 507 code for a protein of 168 amino acids. Gene Ontology annotation, molecular function: transcription coactivator activity; chromatin DNA binding. NCBI's taxonomy places the organism in Eukaryota, Fungi, Basidiomycota, Ustilaginomycetes, Ustilaginales, Ustilaginaceae. The transcript is spliced from 4 exons. Gene Ontology annotation, biological process: positive regulation of DNA-templated transcription. Gene Ontology annotation, cellular component: nucleus. The record is from RefSeq and is a predicted model, not a curated record.
AUGGCUCUCAACUGGGUGAUGCUCGACCACGAGGGUCGCAGCCCUCUACCACUCCCUGAAGAACAAGUGCUGUGUCGCGUUGCUAAGACGUCCUUGCAACUCGAGUAUGACCCACAAGGCCUCACGUACAAGGCUGAAGGCGAUGCUUUGAUAUCGUCACAUAGAUUUGUCUUCAUCCGUCAGCCUCAGGCUGCCCCUCGUAACUCGCUCCUGAACUCGCUCUCUGUUCCGAUCGACCAUUUCCACUCGCACAAAUAUGUCAUCCCCAUCUUCACAGCUGCCUAUCUCCAAGCCGACGUCUACUCUGUCGCUCAGGGUGGACUGCCGGAGCGCCAAACCGGCGACGAAGCUUACCCCGUGGGAAAGCUCAAACUUUGGUUCAUGGAAGCGGGCGGCAUCGCUUUCCGUGACGCUGUCGACAAAGCUAAGAAGCUUUGGCAAGAGAGACAAGAGGCCGAGCAAGGCCGAGACGCUCUACCUGCAUACGAGCCACCUUCUGAGCCAUGA